Molecule: messenger RNA, 3749 nt
Organism: Haemorhous mexicanus (house finch)
Lineage: Eukaryota; Metazoa; Chordata; Aves; Passeriformes; Fringillidae
Gene: ESRP2
Product: epithelial splicing regulatory protein 2
Exons: 16
Coding region: 344-2533 (729 amino acids)
Biological process (GO): regulation of RNA splicing
Cellular component (GO): ribonucleoprotein complex; nucleoplasm
Molecular function (GO): mRNA binding
Source: RefSeq, a predicted model, not a curated record
CCUCUGAUCUCCUUCAAAAACCAAUCAGGCCGGAUCAGCCAGGCGUUGAUUCUCCCUCCGUCCCUCCUACACCUUUUCCAGAGGCCCAAUGGCCUUGUCCCUUUGGGAGAUUGACUAGAGUCACAUGAGCUGCACCAAGGGCAGGUAACUCAGGAGAGGGGAAGGGGAAGAGGGAAGGAAAAAAAAAAAAGAGAGAGAGAGAGAGGAAAAAAAAAAAAACCCCAAGCCCAGACUGAGCUUCUGCCAUGAUGUCAGAGGGAAAGAAAGCCACAGCUUGCUAAUUUCACCUCCCAAUCGGCCCCGGGAAGGAGAUCACCGGGAACAGUUGUUUCCCCCUGUGGUCAUGACGGCUUCGCACAGUGACUCUUUGGUGGUGUUGUUUGGGGCAACAGCUGGUGCAUAUGGGGCUAAACUGGGUUCGGAUGAGAGGGAACUAAUUCUCUUGGUGUGGCAAGUUGUGGAUCUACAGAACAAGAAGGUAGGGACACUACACAAAUCCCUGGUGAAAGCAGACAACUUGGACUUAAGUGACCAGUGUCGCGAAGUCAGUGGCUUAACUCCAGAGGGACUGGGCAAAGCUGAACCACUGGACCGGGUUCUUCAACAGUUUAGUCAGCUGGUAUCCAGUGAUUUGAAAGUACUUGGAAGGAGCUCUUACACACUCUGCAGUGAUGGCCAGUUACUCAUCCGACAAGUUCUCCACCCGGAAACAUCCAAGAAGAACUUCUUGUUGUCAGACUGCUUCUAUUCCUUUUAUGAUCUACGCAAAGAAUUCCACACUUGCUACCCUAGUUCAGCCGCCGUGAAAGAUCAGACUAUCAAGACCAUGGCAGAAUAUCUAGGCUUAGGGACAGAUGAAGCAGAGGAGGACUUCGGCGUGUGGCAAGUGAAGACCAUGGUGGCUAUAAUUUUCAGCAUGCUUUCAGAAGGUUGUAAUCACGUAUUUACUGAGCCUGAAACUGUGAAACACAAGUAUGAAACAGGUCCUUGUAGUAAAUCUGAAACUGUGGACAGUGAGACAGUAAUACGUGCCAGAGGUUUGCCAUGGCAGUCUUCAGACCAGGAUAUCGCUCGAUUUUUCAAAGGACUCAACAUUGCCAAAGGUGGUGUGGCUCUUUGCCUGAAUUCCCAAGGAAGAAGAAAUGGGGAGGCUUUGGUUCGGUUUGUCAAUUCUGAACAGAGAGACCUUGCCCUGGAGAGGCACAAGCAUCACAUGGGUAGCAGAUACAUUGAGGUUUACAAGGCAACUGGGGAAGAAUUCUUAAAAAUUGCAGGAGGCACCUCCAAUGAAGUGGCCCAGUUCUUAUCCAAGGAGAAUCAAGUUAUCAUCAGGAUGAGAGGCCUUCCAUUCACUGCUACCCAGGAAGAUGUCUUGGGGUUCCUGGGGCCAGAGUGCCCAGUCACAGGAGGGAAAGAGGGACUUCUCUUUGUCAAGUACCCAGAUGGCAGGCCCACAGGAGACGCAUUUGUGUUAUUUUCCUGUGAAGAAUAUGCACAGAAUGCACUUAAAAAGCACAAAGAAAUACUUGGAAAACGUUACAUUGAACUCUUCAGGAGCACAGCAGCAGAGGUCCAACAGGUACUUAAUAGAUACAUGUCAACACCUCUUAUUCCAACUCUUCCAACUCCCAUCAUUCCGGUCAUCCCCCCACCGUACACCAUUGCCACGGGCAGCGUCCGCGACUGCGUGCGCCUCAGGGGUCUUCCCUACACUGCUGGCAUUGAUGACAUCUUGGAAUUUAUGGGAGAUGCCACGGGGGAUAUCAAGCCCCAUGGAGUUCACAUGGUCCUUAAUCAGCAGGGACGACCGUCAGGUGAUGCUUUUAUCCAAAUGAAAUCUGCUGACAAAGCCUUUAUGGUGGCUCAAAAAUGUCACAAAAAAAUGAUGAAGGACCGUUAUGUGGAAGUAUUCCAGUGUUCUGGAGAGGAGAUGAACUUUGUUUUAAUGGGUGGCACUUUAAAUCGUAGUGGCUUAUCCCCACCGCCAUGUAAGUUACCAUGUCUUUCUCCACCAGCUUAUGCUGCUUUCCAAACAGCAGCUGUGAUCCCAGCAGAGGCAGCAGCCCUUUACCAGCCACAAGCCCUCCUGCCAUCCACCAGGACGCCCCAGGCCUCUGCAGCUGCUCCUCCAACUGUUACCUACUACCCAGCCCAGGCUGCUCAGCUUUACAUGAACUACACAGCUUACUAUCCCAGCCCUCCAGUAUCUCCUACCACGGUGGGAUACAUUGCAGCUCCCCCAGGAGCUGUGGCAGCUGCUGCCACUGCCACCCACACUCCCAUCCUGCCCCAGCCUGGAGCCUUGGUCCGGAUGCAGGGCUUGCCAUAUAACACAGGAAUGAAGGAGAUACUCAGUUUCUUCCAGGGGUACCAGCUCCAAGCAGAUUCCAUCCUCAUGCUUUAUAACUUUAGUGGGCAGCCCAGUGGCGAGGCGUUGGUGACUUUUCCAAGCCUGGAUCUAGCUAAGCAAGCAGUGGCUGAGAGAAACGGACAGCUCCUGGGCAGCUGCAGUGUACAUCUGUACCUGGUCUAACUGGACACUCUGGAGGAUGAGGAAAGGAUGCUGCACUCAACACCGUGCCUUCUGCAAAAUAAGAAGUCUUCCCUUGCCACCCAGGCAGCAACAAAUGUGCCUUUUCAGCAUAACACGUUGGAAUGCAGCCUGGUGCAUGUCCUUUUUAAUUUGAAAAAUGGCAUCUCCUAUGCCAAAGAUAAAGUGAAACCAAAAAUUGUGCAGUUAAUUUACUUAAUUUCUAAGGUACCUGUGUAAAAAGAAGCAAAGCUGCUUCUGGCAUGCAGUUAAUUCUGAAGACAGUCCAGUAUCACUUCAGCUACUGCAGCCAUGGGCAAAACUUACUCAGUAGCAUUUGAAGUGGAAAACAAUGCUUGAGUCAUUCAGAUUCUUCUGUGUUUAGUUUUUAAGAGUUUACACUUGACAAAGUGUCUCGUUCUUGUAGAGUUUAAAUGUCUUUAGAAAGGUCUUUUGGAAUGCAUGGCUUACCCAGUUCAAAGCGUAGAUCAUAUUGAUUUUUGUUUUGUUUUGUUCUUGACUGGAAAAUAUCAGGAUGCUGGAUCCAGAACCAAUUGUGUUUUUUCAUGUUUUCAUUAGAUAUUGUUUUGCAAAAGCCAUAUUUGACCUUCUUACCGGUAUACUGCUGCCAAUGUGUAAAGCAAAAAAAUAUAAUCAACAGCAAAACCAGAAAAAUCCUCUCUUCCCACCCUGCCCCCAACCCCAUAUUUUUAAUCUCUACAGGACAAAAAUGGCACAUAAACCUGAGUACUAAUAAGUUAUAUUUUUUUAUUUAAGCAUAAUAGCUUUCAGAUACUGUAUUAAAGAUUUUUGCUCUAGUUUAUGUGCAUGCAAUUUGUUUACAUCUUUAAACUACUUUAUUUGUAUAUUAUGAAACAGCAAAAUAUGUUGAAAUCUGAAUUCUCUAGUGCAUGCUUUUUUUCUUUUUCCCCUGUGUGUAUAUACAUAAGCUAGAAGAACUUUUACGUCAUGUAGCACGUGUUUAAAAAAGGACAUCUGCUGUAGAAGCACUAAAUGACUUUGUUUUUACUGUGCCUUACUUCUAAAUCAUUCCAAGUGCAAUACCAGCAGAGCAAAAUGUAAUGAAUUCUGUUGUUGACAUGUUCAUGGAUGUCUGAAUUGAUCUUUUUUUUGUUUAGUGUACAAUUUGAGUUGUACUUUAAAGAACUGAAUGAUGUAUGCUUCUUUAUAUUACAAUAAAAGAGAUGCUUACAAUGUG